AUGUCAUCUCCUGCCGAUGAGAUUGGUGACGCACCAUCUACUCCUCCAUGUGCCAUUGCACCAGCUCAUGGUGCUAGUAAAGCAGAAUCUGCCACAAACAGCCGUUGGGUCUCCAUCAUCAGGGUUAAGAAAGUUUGCCUAUGGAUUCAACAGGAUAUUGAGCAGGUCACAGAGUGCAAGGAAGAUGUCAUCUUCAUGCCCCCUACAGUGCGCUUCUUCCGCACCGGAGACCAGCAGCCUGAGCUACUGCAUAAGUGCUUCAAAGUAGUUCUGCUGUGUGAUCCAGGAGUCACCAACAUCGCUCUCUCACGCCUUGAAAAGAUCAACUUUGAUAAGAUGUGUCCUCCUGCCCGAAAGAUAUUCUCGCUUGCAUCGAGUUGCAAGAGAAAGACUCCAGGAAGGAUGAAAGGGAUCAACUUACAGCCCUCUUCCUAUACAGCGACAGACUAUGUCCCUUCCAAGCCAGAAUAUCUACCAGUGGAUUAUUUUGACGCAGAAGACCCGGUGCCAGCCAAGCUGCAGUUCUAUCUUCUGCCUUUACUGCUGCCAAGCCUUCCUGGGACGUCCAGGUCCAGGUCCAAGCGCAAGGCCACAGACACUCUGGAACUUCCCAUGCAAGAUGAACCCGGACAACACGGACGUCGGUCUAGAUGUGACCGUCCAGAUGGGUGCCUGUACACCGCUGAAAUGUUUGUGGUCAAUCUUGGAGUCAGUCAUCUGCUGCACACUAUCGUCUUCGGAAGUCACCAAUCAGUCUUCUGGUAA
Molecule: messenger RNA, 765 nt
Organism: Suillus fuscotomentosus
Lineage: Eukaryota; Fungi; Basidiomycota; Agaricomycetes; Boletales; Suillaceae
Exons: 5
Coding region: 1-765 (254 amino acids)
Source: RefSeq, a predicted model, not a curated record